AUGAGGAACCCGCGAGAGCUCGCGGACCAUUCAAAAUACUGCUGCUUCCAUCGGCAACAUGGGCACAACACUGAACAGUGCCGUGAGCUAAAAAGGCAAAUCGAGGAGCUCAUCCGCCGAGGGCAUCUCGGCCACUACCUUCUGCCGGACAAAGAGCUAUCACCUCGCCCGGAGGGCCCCGUCGAGAGACACAUCGAUGUAAUCGCUAGCGGCCCCGCAUCGAGGGGGGGCUCCAUGUCGGGAAGAAAGGCGUACGCCCGAGCCGCUCCAGACGUAACCUCUGGAUACGGGCCCGAGCCCGAAAUCACCUUCCCGACCGGGGUAUCCGACCAACCCGAACACGAUGAUGCCCUUGUGAUAUCGGCUAUGGUGGCCAAUGUGCAGGUAAGAAGGAUCAUGGUCGACAUUGGGAGCUCGGUCGAUAUACUCUACUUCGACGCCUUCCAGAAGCUCGGCUUGGCUAGGGAGAAUAUGAGGCCAAUGAGUUCAGCGCUCACCGGAUUCAUAGGAGAUUCGAUAUCACCUCUGGGGGCUAUUACUCUGCCCUUAACCCUAGGGGUCCCGCCGAGGUCGAAGACAGUAAUGACCACCUUUUUGGUGGUCGACCUUCCCACUGCUUACAACGCCAUACUUGGACGGCCGACCCUCAACAAGGUCAGAGCCGUCGUCUCGACCUACUACCAAACCAUCAAGUUCCCGACUCAUGCUGGGGUCGGAGAAGUUACGGGAAGCCCCCGAGAGUCCAGGUGGUGCUACCUGAUCGCCGUUUCACUACACAAGAGGACCAGGAUCGAGCUGCCGCUGGAAGAUCCGCGGGAAACAAAAAAGCCGACCCCUCAUCCCGAGCCGAGGGGGUCCACCGUGGAUAUACCAUUACAAGAAGCCCGGCCUGACCGGACGGUCAAAGUUGGUUCGGAACUACCCGAACAGGAACGAGAGCAGCUCGUCUGCCUCCUGCGGGAAAAUGCCGACGUCUUCGCCUGGUCCCCAUCUGACAUGACGGGCGUCGAUCCAGGAGUUGCACAGCACCAUCUCAACAUCCCACCUGACGCUCGCCCGGUGAAACAAAGACCCAGGCAGCAAGCCCCUGACCGGCAACGUGUCAUACGAGAAGAGGUGACCCGUCUUUUAGCGGCAGGCUUCAUAGAAGAAGCCAGGUAUCCUCAAUGGCUGUCCAAUGAUGGCACCCGAAGACAGAGAGCAUACGACCUUCCUCACCGAUCAAGGGUGUACUUCUAUAAGGUCAUGCCGUUCGGAUUGAAGAACGCCGGGGCCACAUAUCAAAGAACGGUGAACAAGAUGUUCGCCCACCAGAUCGGGAGGAACAUGGAAGUUUACGUGGACGACAUGAUCAUGAAAAGCCAAGAGGCCGGAGCACACAUUGUCGACCUGAUCGAGGCGUUCGCCACGCUACGCAAGUUUGGUAUGCGACUUAACCCCACAAAAUGUGCCUUCGGUGUCACCUCCGGGAAAUUCCUCGGGUUCAUCAUACACGAAAGAGGAAUUGACACCAACCCGGAGAAGGUCCAGGCAAUCAUCGACAUGCAGUCACCCCGGACGAUCAAAGACCUGCAGCGACUUAAUGGAAGGCUUGUUGCCAUGUCUCGCUUUCUCGCCCGGUCGGGCGAUCGCUGCCUCCCCUUCUUCAGGGCGCUCAAAAACCCGAAAAGCUUCCAGUGGAUGACGGAGUUCAGUUCCGUCCUGAUCAAAGAAAGCUUUGGCGAACAACUUCCGAUCUACUACGUCAGCCACAUCCUGAGCGGACCCGAGGGGCGUUACCCGCCGAUAGAGAAACUCGUGCUCGCCCGGGUGCUGUCAGCUCGGAAGUUGCGCCCCUACUUCCAGGCCCACCCGGUGGAGGUCAUCACCGACCAACCCCUUCGGCAGCUCGGCGAACAUGAUAUAAGAUACGUGCCCAGGACCGCCAUCAAGGCCCAGGCGGUAGCUGACUUCAUCGCGGAGCUAACUCAGGUGGCAGACGGGGAUCUCGAGCAACCUCCCAAGGCUUGGAUCCUACACGUGGAUGGCUCGGCCAGCUCAAAGGGUGCUGACGCAAGACUGGUUCUGCUUGCCCCCGACGGCCGCUCGUUCGAGCGCUCCCUCCGCUUCGGGUUUAAAGCCACUAACAACGAAGCGGAAUAUGAGGCACUCCUAGCAGGACUCAGGUUGGCCCUUGAGAUGCAGGUGGCUGCUAUACACGUCCUCAUUGACUCGCAGCUUGUGGCCGAGCAGCUCAGCGGUGGAUACGAGGCUUGGGACCCAACCAUGGCGAAAUACCUGGCACGGGCCGAUGCGCUGGCUAGGCUGGCGUCGAAGCCGACCUACGAAGCACGACCGAAGGUCGAGGAGCUUCCUGCCCGCGCCAUCGAAGUAGCGACUAUAGCCCCCGGCAGUGUGCCGAUCACAUGGGUGCAGGAGCUGCUACGCUUCAAGCGGGAUGGGACCCUUCCCCACGACGAAGUUGCGGCUCGGCGUCUGCGUCGUACAAACGCGUGGUACACUGAAGAGAGUGGCCGGCUUUAUAGGUGGUCCUUCACCUACCCCCUCCUACGAUGCUUGGAGCCCGACGAGGCCCAGACGGUCCUGGCCGAGAUCCACGAGGGAGUCUACGGAGAACACAACGGCGGGCGAACCUUGGCACACAAAAUACUUCGCCAAGGUUACUACUGGCCGACCAUGUGCCGGGACGCGAAAGCUUACGCGCAGCAGUGCGGUUCGUGCCAAGAACACGCCCACGCACCCCGACAGCCUGCGGUCCCACUUAGCCCCAUCGCGUGCAUGUGGCCAUUCGCACAGUGGGGGUUGGACCUGCUCGGACCUUUCCCACCGGCUUCGGGGCAACGAAAGUACAUCAUCGUGGGAGUGGAUUAUUUCACGAAGUGGGUCGAGGCCAAGCCGUUGGCGACAAUCACAGAGCAACAAAUGGAGAAGUUCGUGUGGAGAAACCUGGUGACUCGGUUCGGGUUGCCCAAAACCAUCAUUAUGGAUAACAGACCUCAAUUCACUGGUAGGAGGUUCCGAGAGUUCUGUGCCAGUCAUGGCAUCCAACUAAGGUUCAGCUCAGUGGCCCAUCCUCAGACGAACGGGUUGGCAGAGGUAACUAAUCGGUCCAUCUUGGACGGACUCAAAAGAAGGGUGUCCGCAGCUCGAUCGGCCUGGACCGACGAACUCCCUAGCGUCCUAUGGUCACUAUGCACCACUCCCAAGACCGCAAUCGGAGAGUCCCCGUACAGCUUGACGUUCGGAACCGAAGCUGUCCUGCCACCCGAGGUGGCUAUCUCCACCCUUCGGACGAGGAGCUACGACGAGGAAGUCUCGAACGAGGGACUUCGAGCCAGCCUCGACAUGCCUCGAGGAGCGACGUGCUAA
Molecule: messenger RNA, 3369 nt
Organism: Musa acuminata AAA Group (dessert banana)
Lineage: Eukaryota; Viridiplantae; Streptophyta; Magnoliopsida; Zingiberales; Musaceae
Exons: 5
Coding region: 1-3369 (1122 amino acids)
Biological process (GO): DNA integration
Molecular function (GO): RNA-DNA hybrid ribonuclease activity; nucleic acid binding
Source: RefSeq, a predicted model, not a curated record